CAGUGUGUGGCACCUCCUCUGCUGGUGGUGGGUCCCCCCUGUGGUGCACACAAGCUCCCUCUGCCUGUACUAGUGUGUGCACUCCAGCUCUGCUCAGUCUGUCUCUUCUGUGCUGCUCAGGUCUCCCUCUGUCUCUUCCUCUUCAGAUCUCUCUCUCUCUCUCUGCCUUCCACACACAGUCAUUUCUCUCCCACCCCUGACCCAGUAAUACAAGCUCUGGAAAGCGCAGAGCACACUGAUCGAGGGAAGAAGAAGAAGAAGAAGCAGCAGCAGCAGUGAUCCAGGGAAGGAGGCAAUUCCAGGACCCCCUACUUCAGCAUGACGGAAGUGAUGAAUACGUGUGAACCUGGGAUGGAAGAAUUUUUGCUUAGUGCAACGGCUGGGGCAGAAGGACAUGCUGUUCAGAUCUUUCCAGACUCCCAUGAUAAGCACCCUAAGCUGACAAAGCGGUUACCAUCGAUAGUAGUGGAGCCCACAGAAUCUGGGGACGUAGAGAGUGGAGAACUACGCUGGCCUCCAGAGGACAUCUCACCCACGGAUGACAAACGGGAGGCAAAGUCAUGCCAAGGACAUUCAGAUCUUGAAGGUGCUUCACGUUCAGGAGGGGAACAUUACGCCGGAUGCAGAGCGGGGGGGAACGGCGCUAAUUAAAAGCCUUAAAUAUCGUG
This is a messenger RNA of Bufo bufo (common toad), 668 nucleotides long. It is a transcript of the gene LBHD2, whose product is annotated as LBH domain containing 2. The transcript is spliced from 4 exons. The record is from RefSeq and is a predicted model, not a curated record. NCBI's taxonomy places the organism in Eukaryota, Metazoa, Chordata, Amphibia, Anura, Bufonidae. Bases 319 to 651 code for a protein of 110 amino acids.